Molecule: messenger RNA, 4604 nt
Organism: Amphimedon queenslandica
Lineage: Eukaryota; Metazoa; Porifera; Demospongiae; Haplosclerida; Niphatidae
Product: collagen alpha-1(I) chain
Exons: 35
Coding region: 378-4409 (1343 amino acids)
Molecular function (GO): extracellular matrix structural constituent
Source: RefSeq, a predicted model, not a curated record
GCCUCAAUCCUGUUGAUCCUCUCUAAUGACAACACUUCAAUAUAACUCCUCGUACUACCUCCAGUCAAUACAAUAAAGAUGGCAAUAGUCCAGUAGACACUACAGCAACAGUCUCUGGUCCUAUUGUUCUCCACAGAGAGAAUGAGGCUCCUAAUAAUAGCCUACACGAGCGGAUUAUCUUCAGUUGCUGCUCUAUCUCCACCUGUUUCUCUCUGACAGUGUCAAGAGAGUGACUGUUAUUACAUCUCCUAAUAUCCUAGCUAGGCCUACUCGGGCAGUGACUAGGAUUGACUAGCUACUCUUCUACUAGCAGCAGUGGAUCAGUAGCAGUUCCUGUAUUUCAGUCUUUCAAUUCAGUUCCUAGUUGAAAAGGAAAGAUGGCUAAUUUAUUAUCACUUUUAGCUCUUUCUCUUGUACUGAUAUCCACUACAAUGGCCGUAGUAGGACCACCUGGUAAUCCAGGUGCUGAGCCAAACCCAGUUGGACCGCCUGGAGCCCCUGGUGCCCCUGGAGAUCCUGGAGCAGAUGGUUUAAAUGGUAGAAGUGGUAAAGAUGGUGAGCCUGGAGCAAAGGGACCGCCUGGUGCCCCUGGAGACUCUGGAGCAGCUGGACCACCUGGUGCUCCUGCUAUCCUACCCCCUGGGUUUUUUGACCCCAAAGGUCCUGCCCCUCACUUGAUCGGUAUCAAGGGAGACAAAGGAACGUCUGGACCUGAUGGACCACCUGGAGUUCAUGGAGCACCUGGUCACCCUGGCCACCCUGGUCCCCAAGGUGACAAGGGAGAACCUGGUGAUAAAGGAGCCCCUGGAGAUAAAGGACAUCCUGGAUUAAAGGGACCCAUCGGAAAACCUGGUGAGCAAGGAGCUAGAGGGAGGAAAGGACUACCAGGAGGACCUGGUCCAAGAGGAAGAGGAGGACCAGCUGGAGCUAAGGGACCAGAUGGAGCCAAAGGAGCAACCGGUGAGCAAGGAUUCCCUGGAUCAAAGGGAAGUCAGGGAGCAGCUGGUCAGCCUGGUAGGACUGGAUCAAGGGGCAACGCUGGGAACCCUGGAAACCCUGGAGCACCUGGAGAGCCUGGACAGAAAGGACAAGCAGGAUCAAUCGGACAUCCAGGACCAGCUGGUUCAAGAGGACCUGUAGGAGCACCUGGACCAGUUGGUGAGGUUGGUAAGACUGGUGCCCAUGGUGCCCCUGGAAAGAGAGGAGACGCUGGUGAUACUGGUGCUGAUGGUUUACCUGGAGCAACAGGUGACGGAGGAGCACCUGGUAAUGACGGAGCUCCUGGUCAUCCUGGAAAGAACGGAGUUGAUGGAUUUGAUGGUGGAAUUGGAGCACCUGGUGACCCUGGAGCACAGGGAGACCAAGGUGCAGCUGGUCCUAUCGGUUACCCUGGAGCCCAAGGCCCCAAGGGUCCUGGAGGUGAUGCUGGUGCUACUGGUGUACCUGGAGCUGAUGGAGACAAAGGAAAGAAAGGAGAGACAGGAGAGCCUGGCCAUCAAGGAAAACAAGGUUUGAGGGGACACCAAGGGAAGACUGGUGUCGUGGGUAAGACUGGGGGCCCUGGAGCAACUGGACCUGAUGGACCACCUGGACCUGUUGGACCUACUGGAAACAAGGGACCUGGUGGUAGGCCUGGAGUACCUGGUCUUCCUGGUCGUCAAGGACCUAAAGGUAGAGCUGGACCUAAUGGUCACCGUGGCAACCCUGGAGGCCCUGGAUUAAAUGGUGAAGAUGGUAAACCAGGUGCUCCUGGUUCCGCUGGUGAAGCUGGUCAGGCCGGUAGAGGAGGCAGGGCAGGUAGACCAGGUAGAAGUGGAGCUGCUGGACGACCAGGAGCUAAUGGAGACCAAGGCCCCAUUGGAGAGGCAGGCCAUCCUGGUUCUACUGGCCCUCAGGGAGCACCUGGUGCCCCUGGAAAACAAGGAGCCGCUGGUAAUGACGGAACACCUGGUCUACCAGGAAGUGCUGGUGCACCUGGACCCAAUGGAGAUAGAGGACACCCUGGACCAUCUGGGCCUAUUGGAGAACCAGGUCCUAGUGGAGACAAAGGAUCUGAUGGUCCAACUGGAGCCCCAGGGGACCAAGGAGACGUGGGACCAACAGGUAGUGCUGGAGCUACUGGACCUGAUGGACCAGCUGGUGCCCCUGGUGAUGCUGGUCCUCAAGGUGAGGUUGGCGAUAAAGGAUACCCAGGGUCUCAAGGGGAACCUGGUACUCCUGGUGAAGCUGGUAAGGCUGGACCACAAGGACCUCAAGGAAACGCUGGAGACCCUGGACCAAGGGGAGAAGCUGGUGAGCCUGGUGCCCCAGGACACACUGGACCAGCUGGAGAUUUGGGUGAAGCAGGUAGUGACGGAGAUGCAGGAGCACCUGGUGCCCCUGGAGCAGCUGGUCAAAAAGGCCCCAGAGGGUCUGCAGGAGCAGCUGGUGAAACUGGACCACAAGGAGACCCCGGCCCACCUGGACCUCAGGGACUACCCGGAACAACUGGAGCUGAUGGACCACCAGGACCAGCUGGACCUCAAGGACUCAAGGGACCUGAUGGACCUCAAGGUAAUCAAGGUGUUGUUGGACCACCUGGCUCAGCUGGACCUGCUGGUGCCCCCGGAGCCCCUGGACCUCGUGGAGAAGAUGGAGAAACAGGACCACAGGGACACCCUGGUGAGCCUGGUCCUGCUGGCCCUGAUGGCACCCCAGCCCCACUGACGAUACUUGGAGAACCAGGAGACGCUGGCCCCAAGGGACCGAGGGGAGCUAAUGGCUCACCUGGUCUCGCUGGACCUGCUGGCUUACCCGGUAUGACUGGUGAUGCUGGACCCGUGGGAGAUGAUGGAGAGGCAGGAGCUACUGGUCCAGCUGGACCUGUUGGUGACGCUGGAGAGUCUGGAUUAGAUGGAGCUAAGGGUCCUAGGGGACACCCUGGACAAGCCGGUAACAAUGGGAAUCAAGGCCAACCUGGUCUACCUGGGGCCACUGGAGCACCUGGUACACCUGGUAGUGAGGCUGGUCCACCUGGUACCCCUGGCACACCUGGGGACGUGGGACGUGAUGGAGCCCAAGGAUCAAGAGGAUCUCAAGGAGCCCCUGGACCUCAAGGAUCACCUGGUAAUGCUGGUACACAAGGACCUAGAGGACCCAACGGAGCUCAGGGGGCUACUGGUCAACCCGGUGAACGUGGGUUCCCUGGAUUUGAUGGAGCCACUGGACCUCCAGGACCACCUGGUCUACCUGGACCAAAGGGAGAAGCCGGACCACAAGGUGCAAGAGGAGAGAAUGGACCCAAGGGACCUAAAGGAGCUCAAGGAGAAGCAGGACCUAAUGGAGCCCAGGGAGCUAGGGGAGACCCAGGAUCAGCUGGAGAGAAAGGAGCAAGAGGACCAGGUGGACCAGAAGGACAGCCUGGGAAACAGGGAGUGGCUGGUAAACAAGGAGCACAAGGACAGAAGGGAGACCAAGGGGAACAGGGAGACAAGGGAGGCCAAGGAGACAAGGGUGUGGAGGGGAAACCCGGCUAUCCUGGACCUGUUGGCAUGUCUGGUGAUCCAGGACCAGCUGGUGCCCCCGGAGUACCUGGACCUCAAGGACCAAGAGGACAUCAAGGACCUGAUGGAGCCCAGGGUUUCCGAGGAGCACCUGGCCCUAAGGGACCCCCUGGAUCUGAUGGGGAGACUGGUAACGCUGGGCCUGCUGGACCACCUGGACCUGCUGGACCCCCUGGACCACCUGCUAUUACUCCGUUCCCAGCAGUGACACCAUACUUUUAUAAAGGAGAGGGAGAUGCUCAGGACGUUAACCUUGGUGACAUCAGUAAGGUCGUCAACGCUCACAAUAAACUCCAACAUUUGAAGUCUCCCAAAGGAACUCAGGACUCACCCGCCAGAUCCUGUCUGGACCUCCAACUAGAGGACCCUAAGAUCAAUGAUGGCUAUUACUGGAUUGAUCCCAAUGGUGGCUGCACUAGUGAUGCUGUGCAGGUAUUCUGUAACUUUUCAUCUGGUAAUGUAAGGACUUGUGUCCACCCUGUUAAUGGAGAGAGCUCUGUUAGAACAUGGAGCGGAGAUUCUGUUUGGUUUAGCUCCUUUAAAGGAGGAUUUAAGAUCAGCUACAGUCUUCCUAAGGCCCAGUUGGAUUAUUUAAGAGUCGGUUCUAGAUAUGCUUCUCAACAGUUCACAUACAACUGUCAGUAUUCUGAGGCAGCACUUCUAUUCCGCUCUCAGACUGGAACAGAAAUGAAACCAACUAGCACUAUUUAUGAUGGAUGUCAAGGUAAGCCUUCUCACGGAUCAUCAGUUGUAGAAGUUAGUACCAGAAAGAUUAACCAGCUACCAUUAAAUGAUUUUGCUGUCACUGAGAACACUCCAUCAAGUCCUCAGUUUGGGUUUGUCAUGGGGCCAGCUUGUUUCUACUAACUCAGUUUCAUAUUUACUGUCUUAUCAUGUUUUCUAUCAAUAAAUAAUAAUUAAUGCGAAAAAACUUAUUUGAUUUUGUCGUCGUAAACAACAAGAAAGGCUUGUUUAUUAUUAUAAUUAUUAUUGGUCCUGUUUUUGUAUUAAGUUUAAUUUCAUUUUUCUUUAAACCUUAAAAUAAUUUUCCUACACUGUAAA